AUGGUCCAGAAUCCAAAGUCGCUUGUCCUUAGAACGGACAUCACCAGUCGUCCAGAAGAGCAGGAGCAUAAUCCACGUUCUCGACCUCAAAGUCCGGCUCUACUUCCACCGCCACUUAGCCCCCUGCCUAGUAUCGAGGUUACUGCUCCAACUGGCGAAACUGCUCAAGUUGCACCUCCUGCUUUUGAUAGAAGUCCAACUUCUCCAUCGAAUAAUAAUAACAAUAACGAACCCGCCAACUGGAAAGAACGAGAGGCUGAAUUCGAUCGUCAAUUCUGCUUUCCUCCCAGAAAUCCCGGUGAUUAUUUCCCACCAGCCAAUAUGCCAUCCCACCCGCCACCGGCCUAUACUUCGACGACCACCCCUACCUCUCCGACUCUCACGAAUCGUCAGCGCCGUCUCGGCCUCCCAAAACUCAAUUCAAGCCACACUCGUGUCUCGUCUGUCAAUCCAUCCAAAUCACCAAUCGAUGGGCGCAGAUGGCAUGAAAAACGUCGCAAUAUCGCUUCCGUCAUCGGACUCUCCCUUGUCCUUCUUCUCAUCGCCCUUCUGCUAAAUUUCUGCUAUAUUCUUCCAAGAAUCAGGAGGCUCAAUGAAGAGGUUAUUGACGAGAGCGAUGUUGUUCUUACUUCUGAUAUGCUUGCUGGGCACUGGAACAUGACUACCGCAAGAUUAGAAACCGUCUCAGCCGAGGAUACUACAGUUGUCGACAUGUGCAGUUCAAAGGAAUCUGAAUUUGAAAGAUGUGUUGAUAGUAGAUUCCUUGCCCUUGGAGCUGGUGAAAAAUACACUUUCGACCUCGACAUGAAUCCAGAUGGGACUUUCACUGGUAUCUUCUCCGAGGGCAUCUUCAGCCAAACUGGUAAAACUGAGGUCAAGUUGACGCCCAGUCGAUAUGGUUUAAUGUCCAGCUGGGUCUACCCCACAGAUGACAUUGAAGGGAAACUGUCGACCGAGGGCUGUUUCUACCAACGACCCGCUAUUGUCCGGGUUACUUUCGAGGAUGGUGUUGCAACUUACACGAUCACCGAAAAACAGAUGGUUUCAUCUGGUCCAACUUGCUCACUUCCUCAAGGAAGACGUAGCGACUACUGCCAAUGCGUGUUCAUCGGUACUCGACCAAAGACUCGGAAGAAUCGCCAGUAG
Molecule: messenger RNA, 1146 nt
Organism: Orbilia oligospora ATCC 24927
Lineage: Eukaryota; Fungi; Ascomycota; Orbiliomycetes; Orbiliales; Orbiliaceae
Exons: 3
Coding region: 1-1146 (381 amino acids)
Source: RefSeq, a predicted model, not a curated record